AUGACAAGAAUGCAAAAAACCAGUUUUCUCGUGUUGUCCGAUACACACGAUUACCAAUUUGGCGAUAAUGCAUCAAGCAAGUUACAGCUCCCCGUUCCAAAAGUCGAUGUUCUGCUUCACUGUGGAGAUUUAACACAAGUUGGAGGUGUUCCCGCCUUCAAAAAAGCACUUAAGAUACUCAGCAACUUUGACGCAGAGCUUAAACUAGUUAUCGCAGGAAAUCAUGAUUUGGAGCUUGAUAAAGGGUGGUGCAAAGCACACCUCGAGGAAGACGAGGACUAUCUUGACGACCAUGCACGAGCCAUGGAAGUAAUGAAGGGGGAAUUAGCGAAAGAAGCGGGUGUUACUUAUUUGGAGGAAGGAACGCACACUUUCAAUCUUAAAAGCGGUGCAACAUUUAAGAUAUAUGCUUCUCCAUACCAACCCGAAUUUAACGAUUACGCCUUCCCCUAUAAACGUAAUGAAGACCGAUUCAAUGCAUCUGGGGAGAUUGCAGAGGGAGUAACUUCCAUUGCUGAGAAUCCUAUCCUAGCUGAUGUGGAUAUUGUUAUGACACACGGACCACCAAAGGGCUUCUGCGACGAGAACUUGGGCUGCGAGAAUACUCUUCGCGCAGUCCAACGUGCGAAGCCUUUGAUGCAUUGCUUUGGCCACAUCCAUGAGGGGUAUGGCGCCAACAAAAUCGUAUGGGAGGAUAAGAUGAAGGGAGAGGAUGAACUGGUCAAUAAUUAUCCGCAGGCUAUGGAUUUGUGUAUUAAGUCUGGCAGAGAAACUCUGAUGGUUAAUGCAGCGAUUCUGGAUGGAGAACAUCAGCCUACCAAUGCUCCAUGGAUCAUCAACUUGGACUUGCCUUCUUUAUAG
Messenger RNA from Botrytis byssoidea, 861 nucleotides. RefSeq lists its product as uncharacterized. The transcript has a single exon. Gene Ontology annotation, molecular function: hydrolase activity. NCBI's taxonomy places the organism in Eukaryota, Fungi, Ascomycota, Leotiomycetes, Helotiales, Sclerotiniaceae. Bases 1 to 861 code for a protein of 286 amino acids. The record is from RefSeq and is a predicted model, not a curated record.